AUGUCGCGCCUCUCAAGACAGGACUACCAUGGCUACCCACAGCAAACACAUGCUCGAUGGUCACCCUCACCGCCUCUCAACCGUCUCUCGGCAGCGAUGGACCCACGCCUCGCCCCUCGUCUCAGCAAUGCAGCACAACAGGAGCUGCAACCGCCUUCGCAAGCAACACAGCUCACGUCUUCCCAACUUACUCCAUCUUCCUCAUCGAUACCUUCCAAUGUCGAGGUGGUCCAAGCGGUUAACUCCAUGAGCUCUCAGAUCACCAAUCAGCUUUCCGUCAUGGGGACGCAGCUCGCAUCGCUGGUCUCACUCACCUCGAGACUCAUCGAGAUCUCCCAGAUGCAGCUCGCUGCGACCGACACGGCAGGCAGAGCAACGAGUGCCGCACCCGGCUCGGGCGUUCCAGGGCAACCUCUCGGCUCACAAGACCUACGAGCAGAUGUCAGUCCGGCCAACGGCAACGUCGAUCUCAAUCGUGCACGUGUCAAUGGCACCCAAAACUCCUCCUUUCCCAACAGCAACCUCUCGACCGCCACAUCAACAAAUACAGGGCGACCUGAUACACGGCAAGGCCAAUUCUACCAAAAUGCUGCUUCCAACAACUUCCGCACCACACUCGACUCUGCAAGCUCGACACUGGACAGAACGUUUGGCAGCACAUUGCGAGGGGCUUCACCCACCCCAACCUCUGCAUUGAACCACAGCUUGUCUGCCGCUACAGGGCGGGCGACACAGCAAACGACGCAGCAGCAACCACAACAGAUGCAGCAGCCCCAGCAGCAACAUCAUAUUCAAUCACAGCCACAAAACUUGCAGCAGCAGCAACAUUCGCAACAGCAACAGCCAGAUCAAUCCCAAGAUGCGAAUGAUCUGCUUAAGAGUCGCUUGCCGAGCCCAGUCUUCCCAGAUGACCCGAUGGACAUGUCAGCCGAAGUCUCCACUUCGGGUCAUCAGACUCCAGCCCAACUCAAACGUCUUUCCACAGCAGGUCAGGGAGCGAACGACAGCGCACGCAAAGCUGCCAACAAUUCAGAAGCUUCGUUGGGCGAUUGGAAAGGUUGGCUCAAUCGCACUUGGCAUCCACCUCCUGGUCAUCAGUCACGUUCGAUCAAGUAUCGUACCAUGCAACAAGCUCGUCGGGCUCAUCGGGAUCAGACGAAGCGUUCCAUGGCCACUCUCGGUCGUUUACCGCUGAAAGAAUUCCUGGAGAUCCGACCAGAGCAGUAUCUAAGCGUACGUAAGACCGGUCGUAAGCUGUACCAAGAAUGGCUGCUGCAAGAAGUUCGAUUGGCCAAGCAACCUGAGGAUCGAGUCAAAGCGGCUAUCAAUCGGCUCGAGAAUGACCAUCCAGAGCUUGGGGAUUGUGAAGAUCAUUGGAAAGCGAGACAGUUGCUGCAGCAGAUCAUUGAUAAUGCUAUCGAUGAGGCGAAUCUGCAUCGCAAAAAGGAGGCGAGGGCGAGCAAUGCGCAUCAAGAGCCGACCGAAAGUACGCCGAGGGAAAUGGAGAAUGCACGAAGCACAGGUAUGUUAGGUAUGAGUGCUAGCAGUUCGUCUUCGGCGUUGGCAGAUGCUGAUCGAAGUUUGAGAGGAGAUACGUCUGGACGGAAGGGGUCUACUGCUGGAGGUGCAGGUGCGAAUAAAGGUGCAAAAGGGGGUGUUCAGAGGCGAAAAGCGGAUCAAGCUGAACUGGAUGAUACACCGACACGGUUCCGACAACCGCCAAACCAACGCAAUUCGAUGUUGGGACCUGGUGGGAAUGAUGAUCCUGCAUCGUCGUUACAGACGCAGCAAGGGUCAUUGUCGUCUUCCGGUCUGGAAGCAGCGCAUAGUGGUCGUAAUGUUCCACUCUCGGAGUAUGCUGGCACAUACAACAACGACUCUUCCACCAUCGCCUCCGCUCCUUCCUCCGAUGCUAUGCAAGCUUCACGACAUCACCAUUUGCAACCGCAACCGCAGCAACACCAUAACGCGCAUCAACCUGAUCAAACGCAUAAUGCUUGGGCUUCUCAAACUGCUGCUACUGGUCCAUCGCUGUUCGGACAGUCGCAGUAUACAAAUACAGCACAGACUCUGUCUCAUCAGCAGCAGCAGUAUGGACAUCAUAGCCACCAUCAUAAUUCAGGGUACCUGUCGUCGGAUCCUGGUCAGACUGGUGGGCUGAGCGCGUCGAAUUCAGGCUUGCUGGAUGAGAGGGGUCAUCAGUCGCAUCUGAGUCCACUGGUGAAUGGAGGGAGUGUGAGGAUGCAUCAGCCUCAUCAACAGCAUCAACAGCAUCAACAGCAUCAACAGCAUCAUCAGCAUCAUCAGCAACAGCCGCAAGCGCAUGGAAAUUUCUUUGAUAAUAGGGGGUAUCAGUGA
Ustilago hordei is the source of this 2358-nucleotide messenger RNA. RefSeq lists its product as uncharacterized. Bases 1 to 2358 code for a protein of 785 amino acids. The record is from RefSeq and is a predicted model, not a curated record. The transcript has a single exon. Lineage: Eukaryota; Fungi; Basidiomycota; Ustilaginomycetes; Ustilaginales; Ustilaginaceae.